This is a messenger RNA of Microbotryum saponariae, 2777 nucleotides long. The record is from the annotation of a GenBank genome assembly. NCBI's taxonomy places the organism in Eukaryota, Fungi, Basidiomycota, Microbotryomycetes, Microbotryales, Microbotryaceae.
AUGUCACCGAGUCCUACACUCCCACCGCGGUUACUGGAAAGCGAGGAGGCAAAACCUGUCCGACCGACGAGCACCGCCGAGCAGAAUGGGAAAGCGACCACAGCUACCGAUGCCGGUUCGGAGGCCGAUGCCGAUGCCGAUGCCGAUGGAGAGCCAGAUGAUGGUGAAGAUGUCAACAUGGCCUCUGCACCCGGCGCUAAUGGCCAUGGGACCGCAUCGAAAGCCUCGACUAUUAAACCGGUCGUCUCGGUCACUCCCGUCGCUUCGACCUCUUCCCAACCCAUCCCCGUCCCGACCAUUAUCGAGCCCCCUACUCAACCAACACCUACAAUCUCCCCUUUCCUUCUCGGACCUCCCCCACCUUCAACUUCCCAAACAGCAACCUACAACUCGAUGUUCGGCAUCUCGCAGAUCUCCUCCUACUACCCCGAGACCCUCCCCGCCUUACCCUCGGACGUCCUGCGCAACCGCCUCGUAACAACAGUUCGAACGAAAAAAGGCAAGGAGCGAAUGCCACCCCCACCGGAUCUGUACAAGAUGCACAUCAAGGCCGUUCAUACAGGAGCCAAGAAUUUCCUCGGGCGGGGCAAACGCGUUCAUAACGUUCUGAGCACCCACGAUUGGGCCGUCGGAUUGGAGGAAUUUCGCGCUCUGCGAGCGUUCGAAAGGAUCGAAGCGAUGAAAGCCGAAAAGGCAUGGUCGUUCCGACAACCUAGGAAACAAAGGGCCGGAGUGGUCCCGAAAGCGCAUUGGGAUCAUGUCUUGGAUGAGAUGAGGUGGUUGCAGACGGAUUUCAGGCAGGAGAAGAGAUGGAAGACGGUCACGGCUUAUGAUUUGGCUAGGGCUGCGAGGGCAUGGCAUCGCGCUACGCCGGAGGAGAGGAAAGAGAUGUGUGUUAAGGUUGGGCAACCGAGGUAUUUGACUGAGGAAGAGGAUGUGGAGAUGGACGUGGGAGGGGAGGGGAAAGGGGGUGCCGAUGGCGAAGCGGCAAUGGAAGUCGACGAGGGAUCCAAGGCAGAAGGAGGGGAUGCAGAUGCGGAGGGUGUCGAAGAUGUCGAUGCCGACGGCGAGGUUGACGAGGCUCCCGAUACCGAAGCCAAGAAUAAGGUCGUCGCGGGUGUUGACGGAGCGACGAACGCUUCGACCCCUGGCGCUGCCGCCACACCCGCACUGGGUUCAGCACGAGCACAAGCCCAAGCCGCAGCGGAGAAGCAACGUGCCGACGCAGCAGCCGCAGCAGCUCACAUCCAAAACCUCAUCGCCUUGCGAGCACCCGUCUUUGGACUUGGACCGGACACAACAGUCUUUGAUCCCGUUGCGAUCGCCGGCGUCGCUGACGACACGAUCGCGCCUAAUUUGGGAGCGCUCUUCCCCGACCUUCCCCUCUACUCCGACUUCCUCAUCGCGAGUGACCCCGCACUCGACAAACGUUUCGAAGAAAGUUCCCCUUGGUCCGGACGUGUCAAUCACGUCUCGAAAUGGCUUGAAUCCAAGCCUCUGCUCGUCAGUACGAUCAACCCGGCACGAACACGGACCAAGAACGGCUGGGACGACUCGACGAGCGUCUGGCUCGACGAUUCGAAGGAACCGAUCGUCGAACCCACUCGCGAUUUACCACCUCCUGCAUUGAUGCAGUCGACCUUGUUCGCGAGUGCCAAACCACGAGCGAGGAACGACCUCCUAGCCGAACUGAUCAACAACCGACCUGCGGAAUUGCCCAAUGCUGAAACACGUGCUGCUUCCUUGCACUGGGCGCCCGACGAAGAUGCUCGAAUCCUCGCUCUCGUGAAGCAGUAUGGUCCGCAUUGGCAAAUGAUCGCGGACGUGUUCAACGGUUCGACGAUCCGGCCCGAUUCGGACGUUCGACUCCCUUGGGAUCUCUACGACCGAUGGGACAAACUCGCCGGACCUGGUUCACGCAAGACCCUCCCCGACGGAACCGAGAUUUCCGUUCCCGUCCCCGAUUUCGUUCCUCCUCCCGAUCUCAAAGCCAGUCGAGCACCCCAAUUCGCCAAUUUCGAAGGUGGCAAGAAGAGUUUGCGCCAUUUGACCGUGUUCGACGCGAUGCGCAAGGUGCAGAAGAAGCGCGAGAUCGCGGCGGCGAAAGCUCCUCCACCGGGUAUGCCACGACGGAUAAGUAUGGCUAUCCAUGACUCGCACAACAUUCCACAACGGCCGAUGUAUUCUCCGAUGGAAUGGGGCGCGUAUAGGCACGAGUCCGAACAGGCACGCGCCCGCGCAAGGGCGCAACAGCAGUCCGAGCUUUUGCAGCAGCAGCAACGCCUUCAACAGCAGCAGCAGCAGCAGCAGCAGCAACAACAACAGCUUGCCGCGAAUGGAGGUCAACAGAUUGUGAGUUCCGAGAUGUGCGCCUGCGAAUCGCGUCAAUCCUCUGCGAACUGACUCUGUCGCCACCUAUCUUUCUCUGACUUCAGAAUGGAGGCGUCCGGUUCAUGCCCAACGCGAAUAUGCCCCAAGGUUUUCCCCCGGGUGCCCAAGUGCCUCAAGGCCAACCCCGUCCUCAAGGUGUUCCCUCUCCGAACCAAGGUCCCCAAGGCCAACCCGGCUCCGUCAACCGUCUCUCCAACGGCGUCCCCGCCCCACCCCAACAAUUCCUGCAACAACAAUCGGGUGCGGCGCAAAUGACGGCUGAACAAGUGGCGAUGUAUCAGGCGAGGCAGAGGGAGAUGCAUGCGCAGGCACAGGCGCAAGCGCAGAUGAGGGCUCAUGCGCAGGCUCAGGCUCAAGCGCAGGCUCAGCAGUCGCAGGUCGGUUAG